AUGGCAAAUAACGCAAGUUGUUGUAACCGUGAACUUGGCCCUGAUGCGGCGCAAACUAGAACGAGUGAGCGACAAAAUCUACGCAGGGCUAUUAAGCGCGCUGCUAAGGCGCAACGCCGACUUCACAAAGCUAUUUAUAGUGCGCAAACGUUUGGGGAGGGGGCCAACACGAGUUCAAGCUCCAGUGAAAGUGAUGGCGAGGAGACAGAAUGUAGAGGACGUCGCAGUGCAGGCGAAGGUGGCAGAUCGCGUUUCAUUCCCUAUCCUCAGGGUCCCUGGACUAGGCGUCAUGGCAUGCACGGUGCUCAUGGACCGUGGGCUUCAAUGCGCGGAUUUCCAUCAGGUAGGCAUAUGAUGGGUUUUCCUGGUUUCGGUGCCGGUUUUCCAGGUAUGAGGUCGCACGGUGUGGGUCCUCAUCCGCAUCCACACCUACAUCACCAUCAUCAUGGUCAUGGUCAUCAUCAUCAUCACCGUGGCGCUUUUGGUGAUUUUCAUUUGUUUGGCGGACAUGGCGGUCAUUGUGGACGUAGUGGCAAGAGUGGCCAUGGACAUGGUAAUUUUGGCAGAAAUUUUUCCCACUUUGGUGGUGUGGGUCAUCGCAGCGGACGUCGCGAGAGGGCACAAAGUGUGCCUAGAUUCUGA
This is a messenger RNA of Bactrocera oleae (olive fruit fly), 642 nucleotides long. NCBI's taxonomy places the organism in Eukaryota, Metazoa, Arthropoda, Insecta, Diptera, Tephritidae. The record is from RefSeq and is a predicted model, not a curated record.